Musa acuminata subsp. malaccensis (wild Malaysian banana) is the source of this 1312-nucleotide messenger RNA. RefSeq names its product actin-related protein 2/3 complex subunit 2A. NCBI's taxonomy places the organism in Eukaryota, Viridiplantae, Streptophyta, Magnoliopsida, Zingiberales, Musaceae. Gene Ontology annotation, molecular function: structural constituent of cytoskeleton; actin filament binding. Gene Ontology annotation, biological process: Arp2/3 complex-mediated actin nucleation; actin filament polymerization. Gene Ontology annotation, cellular component: actin cytoskeleton; Arp2/3 protein complex. The record is from RefSeq and is a predicted model, not a curated record.
CUUUCGAUCUGGUCAUCGGCUCAUCAUCGUCAUUAUUUCUCCCAUUCACGGCAGCUGCUGACGCUCUUUUCUUAUUCUCCUCCGGUUCUCCGAGAGAGUUCCAAUGAUUCUCCUGCAGUCACCCUCGCGAUUCCUCCUCCAAAUCCUCCAGGAUCGCCUCCUCAGCCCGGACAAAGGCGUCGAUCUGGAUUGCCACUCCGUCGAGUUCGAUGACGUCCGGUACCAUAUCCAGUUCUCGAUGAGGAAUCCGCACGUGGUGGUGCUGUCUGUUUCCUUGCCCAUCCCGCCGCCGGAGGCUAUUUUCUUUGACGGGCUUCCUUUUGGCGCCAUCGAGGCCAUCAAGGCAGCGUAUGGGGCUGUGGCGCAGAUUCUUGAUCCCCCCAAAGAUGGGUAUAAUCUAACGAUGAAGCUCAACCUGUCGAAGCUUCCGUCGGAUGAAGAACAAAGGCAAGCUCUUCUGGUAAAAAUUGCAUCUGUGAGAGAAGUUGUAUUAGGUGCUCCGUUGAGAUUUGUUUUAAAGAACCUUGCAACAAAGACAGUUGCACCUGAAAUGGAUCAACUUAUCGCUCUUGUGCAUCGACCUAAGGAGUCGUUUUUCCUACUUCCUCAGCAGGCUGAAAAAGUAACGGUUGUCUAUCCAAUGAGGUUCCAGGACUCCACUGAUAUUGUUUUGGCAACAUCGUUCUUACAGGAGCUUAUUGAGUCGAGGAGAACGGCUGGACUUAAUAAUGCACCUUCUUGUAUGUGGUCCCCUUCUCCUCCUCUUGAGUUGAAAGGAGCACCUGCUCAAGCGCUAACAGCAAAUGCAGGAUUCGUUACUUUUGUGAUUUUCCCUCGUCAUGUUGAAGGAAAAAAAAUAGACAGAACUGUUUGGAGCCUUUUAACAUUUCAUGCAUAUGUCAGUUAUCAUGUAAAGUGUUCAGAAGGUUUCAUGCAUACCAGAAUGAGACGACGUGUGGAGUCACUUAUUCAGGCUUUGGAUCGUGCUAAACCAGAAUCAGAGAAGUCGAAGAAGUUGGUGUCUGGAAAAUCCUUUAAGCGCCUGAGUCUGAAUGAAGCUCGUAGCAAUUCAAAUUCUUGACAUUCUGUCGCAAAAGUAUGAGUUGCAAGGUGUUUUUCCCACUUGCUUAAGAAAUGCUAUUAAGAUGCCCCUCAAAGCUUAAGGUUGACCGCCACCCAUUUUUUCUUGUACAUUAGAUGUUUGUAUACUGUGACUAAAAAAUUUUCCGCUUAACUAAAGCCUUUUUGUCUGAGAUACUGUAUCUUAUAUUUGUAGCAGUUUCGAAUUCUCAACUCGCUGACCUUUUGUCAA